Sebastes umbrosus (honeycomb rockfish) is the source of this 4071-nucleotide messenger RNA. It is a transcript of the gene yme1l1b, whose product is annotated as YME1-like 1b. Gene Ontology annotation, molecular function: ATP binding; ATP-dependent peptidase activity; ATP hydrolysis activity. Gene Ontology annotation, biological process: mitochondrion organization; protein quality control for misfolded or incompletely synthesized proteins. Bases 174 to 2333 code for a protein of 719 amino acids. Gene Ontology annotation, cellular component: mitochondrial inner membrane. NCBI's taxonomy places the organism in Eukaryota, Metazoa, Chordata, Actinopteri, Perciformes, Sebastidae. The transcript is spliced from 18 exons. The record is from RefSeq and is a predicted model, not a curated record.
UUACCACGUCACAUCCGGUUUCUCUUCAACUGUCGGACUGCUGCAGCUGGAGUUCUCAGCUUUAACCUGCUGCAGAGAGAUAAAGUAGAAGAAACACGCACCUUUAACUCUCGGGGACAGUCGCAUAACUUGUGUAGCUUUAACAACAGUUGUGUACCAGCGAUAAUUAAAAGAUGUUUUCUCUGUCAAUGACUGUCCAGCCUCAGGUGACUGUACCUCUCAGCCACCUCAUCAAUGUCCUCCACUCUAUGAAGAGCUCAGUGGGAAGCAGCAGCAGCAGUACCACCUGCAAGUCAAGAAAACACAAGCAACAUGCCUCGGACUCAGAACAACACCGCACAGAGCCCAUGUGGAACCUGCGUGAGCUUGGCCUAUCAGACCUGGGAGCACGGCAGCUGGAUGAGCUGGUGAACAGCGUGUUGCCACGCUUGAGUCCACAGGAGGCGCCACGUCCAUUGGCCGGACAGACAGCCUGGAGGACCUCGCAUCUUUCUACACACUCCUUUUACUACAAUAAGCAUGGAUUCUCAGGUGGUGCGAUGCCCAUGGCUUAUUCCAGGCAGCACCCUUCACCUCUUCAGUCUGUCUGCACAGAGCUACAACACUGGCCAGUGUGGGUUCCGAGCAGAGGGUUUAAAACUUUAAAGAGCAAAACCAGACGACAGCAGUCCGCCUCUGACCGCCCCCUGGAGUCUGAAGGGUUCACACCAUCUUUUAUGAAGGGUUUCCUGACACGUGACAAGGUGGUUGAAGUUGAAAGUCUAGACAAGCUGGUGAAGAACAAGAACAUCCCAGAUGGACAUCAGGAUGCUUUCAAGAGGGGCUUUGCUGAGGGUUUCCUGAAAGCCCAAGCCUUGACACAACGCACACAAGACUCUCUCAGGAGGACUCGUCUGAUCCUGCUGGUGUUGCUCCUUGUUGGACUCUAUGGCAUCUCCAAGACCCCCUUCAUAUCGGUACGGUUCCGGACCACAUCAGGCCUGGACUCUGCUGUGGACCCUGUGCAGAUGAAAAACGUGACGUUCGAGCACGUCAAAGGGGUGGAAGAAGCAAAGAACGAGCUGCAGGAAGUGGUGGAGUUCCUGAAAAACCCUGAGAAGUUCACAGUCUUGGGAGGAAAGCUGCCAAAAGGUGUUCUACUGGUUGGCCCUCCCGGGACUGGAAAGACUCUACUGGCCAGAGCGGUGGCAGGAGAGGCAGAUGUGCCGUUCUACUACGCCUCCGGGUCCGAGUUUGACGAGAUGUUCGUUGGAGUGGGAGCCAGCCGCAUCAGGAACCUUUUCAGGGAGGCUAAAGCCAACGCUCCCUGUGUGAUCUUCAUCGAUGAACUGGACAGUGUGGGUGGGAAAAGGAUCGAGUCUCCCAUGCACCCUUACUCCAGACAGACUAUCAACCAGCUACUUGCAGAGAUGGAUGGGUUUAAACCAAACGAAGGCGUGAUCGUCAUUGGAGCAACCAACUUCCCAGAGGCUCUGGAUAAUGCCCUGAUCCGCCCGGGGCGUUUUGACAUGCAGGUGACUGUCCCCAAACCAGACGUGAAAGGACGCACGGAGAUCAUCAACUGGUACCUGAAGAAGAUUAAAGUGGAUCCAGCUAUUGAGGCCAAUAUAAUUGCCCGGGGCACAGUGGGCUUCUCUGGCGCUGACCUGGAAAAUCUGGUCAACCAGGCCGCCCUGAAGGCAGCAGUCGAUGGCAAAGACAUGGUCACCAUGAAGGAGCUGGAGUUUGCUAAAGACAAAAUCCUCAUGGGCCCUGAGAGAAGGAGUGCGGAAAUAGACAAGAAGAACAAGCAGAUCACAGCGUACCAUGAAUCAGGCCAUGCAAUCGUGGCUUACUACACCAAAGAUGCCAUGCCCAUUAACAAGGCUACCAUCAUGCCCAGAGGCCCCAGUCUGGGACAUGUGUCCAUGCUCCCGGAUGACGAUCGCUGGAGCGAGACUCGCGCUCAGCUACUGGCCCAGAUGGACGUCAGUAUGGGCGGCCGUGUAGCAGAGGAGAUUAUAUUUGGCAACGAGUACAUCACAACCGGUGCAUCAAGCGACUUUGACGGUGCCACAAAGAUCGCUAAGCUGAUGGUGACCAGAUUUGGAAUGUGUGAAAAGUUGGGUGUGAUGACCUAUACUGACAUGACAGCCCAGAGCCCAGAGACGCAAGCAGCUGUGGAGCAUGAAAUCAGGGUGUUACUGAAGGAGUCUUAUGAGCGUGCCAAAGCCCUGCUGAAGUCUCACACCAAAGAGCACAAAAACCUGGCGGAUGCUCUGCUCAUGUACGAGACGCUGGACGCCAAAGAGAUUCGGCUGGUCCUGGAGGGCAAGGCCCUGGAGGCCAGAUGAAACCGGCAAGGACCGCAACAAUCGGGGGUAGCAACGUGGGGGGGGGGGGUCGGAUUUUAAGAGCUCAGGGGUCACGGAAGGAGAGAUGGAAUCAGUUCACGAGCAGUGAAUCAGAGGAGUCAUGGCCUGCAUUCACAAAGUCUCUUGACUUAUGUGGGACUAUUUCAUAUCUUCACGCUGUCUCCCUUCGUGUAGUCUCAUCAAUAUUCCCAGAUGGGUGGUUCUGUGACUUUCCUGUGUUCAGAGGUGAGCAGAUGUAUGCUGCUAAGGUUCUCUGUAUGUGAUGAAGGUUAAAGCCUAAUGUUGUUGGGGAGGAUGUUGCUCAGGUCACUUUAUCAGUUGCUGGGAGGAAAUAAUACAUGAAUGUAAUCAUGCACCUCAAUCGUGAAAAACAGCAUCCGGGUAGGAUACCCUUUUUUUUUUUUAAGUUAAUUGUUGAAAAAGGAGUUGAAAUUUGGUAAAAUUCUGUUCACCCGGGUCUGUUUAGAUUCCUUUUCUGUCAAUCAUUGCAACGAGACUUUAACUUAAUCUCAACUCCUAUCUGUCAGUCGUCUUCCAGUGUGUGUGUGUGUUAGUAUCUGUUAUUUGUCUAGUAUAUCUUCAAGGUCAGGCUACACUCUCCACUUCUAGCUUGCGCGUCUCUCAAUCUGGCACCAAGAAGUGUCCCAAUGGGAAGCUGCACUUUGUCUUUCCAUCUGAUUCUUUGUAUCUGGGAUGAUUGGUGGAUCAUGUAUAUUUACAUUCUCCUGUCCCCCUCUGCUUAUGUCCCUGUUAAUUAUUUUUAAAGGUGGCCUUUUGGGGAAUGUACUGUAUUAAGUGUAUAAAGUUAAACUAUAACGUCAGCACUUUAGGUAAGUGUAUAACUUGAAAAUGCACUCUUCGUGUAAUUUAUUUUCAUUUAUGCUGCGUGUACAGAUGGAACAGUUACUGCUGCUCAACCUCAAAAAAGCAUGCGACAAAAACAAGCUGUUUUUAUCUUUAGGAUAUGAAACUUGUAUUGCGGCCUAAUUUAUUUAAAUAGUCUGAAUUUGGCUUCCGAUAAGCCUCCGCAAAUAUCAGUUUUUCUUGGAAAUGAGUUGAUUAAAGACUUUUAAUCUUUAGAUUAUUCAGACGAACAACAAGGCCAUUUAUCAGUUAUUGUCCAUUGGCUACUUCAUAGCAGAGAUAUCUAACAUUUAGUGCUCUAUACAUUUCUGUUUCAACACAUUUUGUGCAGUGGAAGAAAGAUGCCAAUGUUCAGUUUACUGUCUCUGUGUAUACAGGAAGUUAAGCUGUUAACAUCUCUAAUUGUAAAGUGACACACUUGACUCAGAUUGUGGGUAGAAACAUGCAGUUAUGCCUCUCUGUGAAGUUGAAUGUCCCAAUUUUCUAGUGAAUAGUUACAGCAGCAGCAGUAUUUGUAAUCCAUAUUUUAGCAUUUUUGAACAUUUAAUUAAAAGUAUAGCGCUUGUCAAGAUUACCACCAGCAUAUGUACUCCAUGGUGUUACCCUUUUCAGUUUUUUUUGCUUAAUUUUGAGCCCUUAUUUCUUCAGUUUAUUGGCCUUUUAUCCAUGUGUAGCUGUAUAUAUGAUUGGGAUGUCAUGGGAACAUUGUAUAUAGAUGUAUAGAAACGCUUUUAAGCUGAGAACACAUUGAAUGGCUCUCUGCUGUUGAUUGACAAAAUCUCUCAGCAAUGUGAUGGCAAUGGUUGAUGAAUGUUUGUGCUGCUGAAAUAAAUAAAAUGAAGCCCAAAUAAAA